AUGGAGGUCAUCUUGACGAACUCAGUUAGGCCGGGAAUCCUGGUGGAGAAGGAGUUUUUCGUGCAUUCAAAUCAAAACGUCCCCGGCGACCCCAAAGCCUUGUCUCAUCCGCCGUUCUUCGUAUCUGUCGUCCACUCCGCGCCCGACCUGAAGAGGAGAAACGCAAUGCCCGAGCUGCAGGAGAUCACCUCGUCUCUGCCCUCCGGAAAGAUGCUCCCCCGUCGUAACACGAGCGGGGACCGUCUCGGGGACCUUGCCGACUUCUUGCGCGGGCCGCCUCCGCCUGGGAACUUCAUGUCGAUACCCGACGACUUCAGCACGUCCCCCUUGGUUGGCAGCAGGUGGAAGAUCUUCAGAUUCUUCCACAAGAGGCGGAAGGGAAAAAAACAUCCCCCCCCAAUCAUCAAACUCCCAGACUCGGCCGUCUCAGCGAGGACCAGCAGCGGGCUUCGCCACAUAGCUAUAUCGAUCCCGACCGAGCACUCGCAUCUGGGCACGGCCGUCCCUCCGCAAGAUGCCGCAGCGCCGGAGGCGGCGGAAAUGCCUACAUCCCACCAAGUUAGCGACCAAGGGCCCCAAUUAGUACAGAUUACGAUGCCCGACCAGGGCAAGAGGGCCUCAAGGCUGGGCCUCGACGACCACGAUUCGCUGUCCUCUGCGUCGUUCGCUCAAGGGUCUGGGGCGAUUAUAGAUGAGGUCACCGGGUUGGCCCCUCCUCCUAGAAAAGCAUCUGUGCUCUCGAUAGUUCCAUCAGGAGAAGAGAUCCCCAGUAGCAAGGGCAAGGGGCCACGUAUACAGAGCGAUCCGCAAGGCAGCGCCUGGCGCGAAUAUGAAGCACCGUUGAGUCCUCUGGGGCUCAGCAGACUAAGGCCGCACGCCGUCAUGCGGGAGUCUAGGUUUCCUAGGUACGGACCUGAACCGGAGAUGAGGCAGAGUAGGAGUAUCUCGGAACCCGCCGCUUCCGGGGUAGCCUCGCGCAUGGCUCACAGUGCGGCGCCGGCAGCGACCACGACUCUGACGGGAACGACAUCAAGGCAGUCGAAGAGACAUUCGCAGCAGAAUUCGCACGAGGGCUACGAGUCUUCGUCUCAUCACCGCCAGGGCCACCGGCACCAAGCUUGGCCGCUCCGGACGCACAGCCUCGCCUUCUCGAAGGACGACGGCAGGGGCGUGGGGCCCACGGCCGCCGGCGCCAGCGCUAUCGUGGCCGUCGUCGGCAAGAAAGAUUACAACGAUGACGAAUUCGUCACGCCGCUGCGGAUUGUUUCGACGAACUCGCUGGGCGCAAUAGCGCUGCCGGCGCGGACAUCGAGCCGGCGGGCGCGGACGACAGAGAGCGAGACAGGGGGGGCCGUCGUCGGCAGCGUCGGCAGCCGCAGCGGCCGCACAUUCGCCGUGGCCAGCGGCAUAAGAUCCGUGCACGGCAGCAUCCACGACGGUGGCAACGGCAACAGCAACAAUAACAACAAUAAUAACAACAACAACGGCGGUGGCACCCACAACUGUGCCUCCUUCGCCGAGAGCAUCGUCACCACCGAGUCGAGCCCGCGCGUGCUUAAGGCCCAGACCGCGACCGCGUACCAGUCGGUGCCGAUCGUGGUGCGGCCUCCGUCGCGGCCCGGGGUCGAGGCGGCGGAGCCGCCGCUGGACCUGGACAACCCCGACGACGGGUGGAGGUAUUACGCGCUCCUGCCGCCGCGGCGGCUGUCGGAGGACGUCGGCGAGGGCACCGCGGGCCGCCACGAGCGCAAGCAGCGGGACGUAGAUAGGUUCCAGGCGCAUCCGUACCCACGCCUGGGGCCCGAUUCCGCGGCGGUGAAGCAGCAGCAGAAGAAGUCGGAUGUGCGGCGCAGUCAGCCUCUCGACCUGCCCCCCUCUCACCAUCACUAUCAUCACUAUCGUCGCAAUAAGCAAGACCACACGACGAGUAGGACGCCGACGCACGAGAGUCGACGGAGCCAGGGCGCGGAGCUCGUCCCGUCGCCGUCGCCCUCCCCGUCGUCCCCCUCGAUCCCCCCCUCGUCCUCGCUCCCCUCGUCCCUGCUCUCGCUAUCCUUCUCCCCCACCACCACCUCCUCCUCUGAUUCCUUACCCCGCUCCCGCCGCCACCGCCACAGACACCACCACCGCCGCCGCUCCUCGGUGUCCCCGCCGCCGUCCUAUUACCGCCUGCGCGAGCAGCAAGCGGCGCAGGAGGAGCGCGCCGCGCGCCGCGCCCGGCAGACGGCACGCGCCCUGGCCCGCGACAAGGCCGCGCGCGACCGCUGGGAGAUGCGCCGGCGGAGGCGCCGCGACGGCGAGGCGCGCGCGCGCGACGUGGAGCGGCGAGUGCGGCGGCUGGAGCGGCGCGGGGCCGCCGUCGAGCGCGGCGUCGCGGCCCUCGCCGCGGCCCUCAACCGCCUGCUGCUGCUGCAGGGCCGCGAGCCCGUCGCGCUGCCGGCGCCGCCGGAUGCCGCCUCGCCGUCGUCGUCGUCGUCGUCGCCGCCGCCGACCGCCUUCCGCCGCCGCCGCCGCCGCAGCUCCUCCUCCGCCGCCGAAGACCCGCGCCCCAAGCCCGGCCGCGCGGCGCGCAGGCGCCCCACGCCGCUCGAUCCGCUCUCCCGCGUGUGCGCCGGGGCGCGCGAGGACUCCGCCGAGGGCAGCCAGCGCGCCAGCGUCGGCGCCGGCGCCGGCGACGAGGUGCUGGGGCCGAGAGGGGACGGAGAGGCCCGCGAGGCAGAGGCGGAGAAGGCGGUAGUCCGCACGCGGAGCAGGAGGCGGUAG
This is a messenger RNA of Durotheca rogersii, 2763 nucleotides long. RefSeq lists its product as uncharacterized. NCBI's taxonomy places the organism in Eukaryota, Fungi, Ascomycota, Sordariomycetes, Xylariales, Xylariaceae. The record is from RefSeq and is a predicted model, not a curated record. The transcript has a single exon. Bases 1 to 2763 code for a protein of 920 amino acids.